Physella acuta is the source of this 1094-nucleotide messenger RNA. RefSeq lists its product as uncharacterized. The record is from RefSeq and is a predicted model, not a curated record. NCBI's taxonomy places the organism in Eukaryota, Metazoa, Mollusca, Gastropoda, Physidae.
ACAUCUCACGUUAUCACAAACAGGUACAGGAGAAAGAAGCUGUGCGAUUAUCUUGUUAAGAAGAUACCAAGGUUAAUGGCUACCAAUGAAAAUGUAUCAUCUACAGUGAUAGAAAACAACGAUCCGUCAACAGAUUUUACAGGUACACAUGAAGUUCAAGAAUGUAUUGAAGGUGAAGACGAGGCCCAGCUGGAAGUUUACAAUAACAACUGUCCGAAACCUCACGGCGGUUACAUCCCCGUCAACAACCUCACCCUUGAACAUUUUCCGGUCGGUUACCAUGACGACGAUCUGUUAGAGUUCACCCGUGUGCUCUGCGCACUUACGGUCAGGAUAACCGUCAAGUAUAUCAGCCCAAACAGACCCGAGUUUUUACCAGGCACUAAAGACCCAUACCCGUUUUACAGUUCUAGAGGAAAGAAAAUCUUGACGAGAGGAACUGGGGUCGCGUACCCGACGUUUAAAUGCGUUGCAGGAACCGAGGGGAGGUCGACGUGCCCGUGUGUGGAGUGUGAGGUGUCCGGGACCCCCCGGGAUAUCUGGUAUCAGGUCGAGAUUUCAACUGCCCGGCACGUGAUUUACGAUGUGAGUGAGGCGAGAAAAUCAACGUGCAGAUUAUGGUUUGACGAUGACGCAAGUCUUGAUGUCAGCGUCGUUGGUUAUAAAUUGGUGGAGUUAAACCCCCUAGAUGAUAACUGUUUCCUGUUUUGCGCCACACAUGAUUUUAAAAUCCACGAAAAGCUCGAAAAGAUUGUUUCGCCAUUUUUACACCUGCAUAUGAAACUAAGAGAAAAAUACUCCAAUGAUGAUGAAAAGCUAAUGAUCAUAGUCUCCCACCCGCACGGAUGUUCUAAGCAGGUCUCGCUCGGUAGGUGGUUGAACAGGAAAAAUGUUAACGGCUACACCAGGUACACAUACACCAACUGUACCUGCCGAGGUAGCAGCGGAGCGCUGGUCUACAGACUGGGGUGCUGGUGGCCCAGGCACCCCCACAGUGGGGUAAACACUGAAGGCAUCAACUACAGCGGCAAAACAUGGGAUUUGUUGAACACACCACCUGAAUAACAAGAUACAACCUUGAUAUAUAUAUAUAU